Molecule: messenger RNA, 2543 nt
Organism: Danaus plexippus (monarch butterfly)
Lineage: Eukaryota; Metazoa; Arthropoda; Insecta; Lepidoptera; Nymphalidae
Product: sodium-dependent neutral amino acid transporter B(0)AT1-like
Exons: 10
Coding region: 120-2066 (648 amino acids)
Biological process (GO): sodium ion transmembrane transport
Cellular component (GO): membrane
Source: RefSeq, a predicted model, not a curated record
AUCUCGUUAUCUCAAAGAUAUCUGGGACGAAGUGGGAAUCAUAUCUUGAUGCACAUUCAGCUAAAUAGUUGUGUUUGUUCAGUGAUUUAAUGUUGCGUGAUCUUAAUGUAUGAGGAAGUAUGGGAUAUUUUAAUUAUAAGAACUGGCUUAGCUGGCGUUUGCUUCGAACUCACUUGUACACUUUGGCUGUGAGUGCAGGCUUUAGCAGUAGUUGGCGGACUCCAAGGGAGGCGUUUCUGUAUGGAGGUCUUAGUUUUUCGUUAGCGCUAACUGUAGCAGCGGUGCUGAUUGCACUGCCGACGGUGUUGCUGCAACUUGCCGUGGGCCAGCUUAGUCAGCAAGAUGCUGCGGGAGUGUGGAGAGCGGUUCCAUUUUUUAAAGGCGUUGGUUUUUUACGUUUGUUGAUAUCUUUUGUGGGCUCCAUUUACAGUGUGAUUUAUGUUGGCAUGUGUGCUAUUAAUUUUUUCUACACCUUAAACAGUACAUUUGCCGACUGCAUGGAGGUAAUAGCGAUGGAUGAUGUUUUACAGGUUGAGAGCGAUAUUUAUGCAACUGCGUGUUCAAACGGAACCUUUUUGGCUCCUGUUAAUGAGCAACCAGAGUAUUACUUAGCUCUGGCAUUAAUUAUUAUUGUGCUUUGGACAGUGUUUCCUUUUAUUUUUUACAAUCCAGUAAAAUUUAUGAAGAGAAUAUUCUACAUUACUGGACCUAUAGUUUAUUUACUUGGAGUUAUUAUCGUAUCUUUUAUCGGCACGACCGAGGGUUUAUCGUCCUUUACCGAAAGCGAUGAUUGGAUUAACUUUUUGAGGCCGUACAUUUGGUAUAGUGCGUUAACUCAGGCUUUGCUUUCCACACAGACAGCUGGAGGCUAUCUUAUAUCGUCCGGCGAUUCUCUAUACUCCGAUACCGACGUUCAGUAUACCUCAUUUGUUUUUGUCGGCUUCAAUAUCGUUUCAUGUUGGACUGGAACAUUGUUCUGGUUCGCUGUAGGCGGAAGUGAUGCCAAAGUCACCAGCAGCGCGGCCGUGCUCGUACAAAUACACAAGGUUACCAUAGAACGAAAUCUAAGCAACGCGUGGCCGAUCUUGUUAUAUUUACUAUUAUUUAUAUCGGGCAUUAUAACAAUGAUUACAUUCCUGUAUCCUUUGUAUGAUCGUUUCCGCCGCGUGGGCGGGUACAAAUGGCGAUAUUUAUCUGUGGGCAGUUCGAUUGUGGGCGUUGGAGCCGCUAUCGCCGUGCUAGCUUUCGGUCACUCACCGCUCACCCUGCUUGAGGACGUCGUUAUGCCCCUCAUGAUCAGCUUCGCCACCUUGGUUGAGAUAUCCGCUUUUAUAUUUAUUUAUGGAUGGAAAGUGUUGGUUGAAGAUAUCGAAUUUCUCAUUGGAUACAAUCUUCGCAAGUACUGGGUGUUAGGGUGGUUCGUUGUCAUUGGAGUACUUGCACCGUUCACGGCAUGGUGGACGGCGGACUGGUUUCUUGACACACCCAACUGGACAGAGCCUCCUUGGGAAGCGACUAGCAUAGUUAUAACUGCGGGCUUCUCUGUUGUAUUAUUUUUAAUUUGUGCUGCUAUAUCCAUUUCAAAACAAGUCCAAUAUGAUUUCAUGGGGAAGUUAAAAUCGUCAUUUACACCUUCGAGGCACUGGGGCCCUCGGGACCCUAUAACUCACUACUAUUGGCUGGCGCGUCGUGAGGGGAGCCGCGACGUCCCGCAACCGGUGCUCCGCCGUCCGGUCUUAGGAGAGUUUUCAGGAACAUCAAGCUUGUCGAUCAUUAUUAGCCCACACGAAGAUUUUGCUCACGUAAAUAAACGGCGAUCGAAAUCUGACGAUCAGCUCGUUGUGAACAGAAAACAAUAUACCGCGGAAUUGAAUCAAAUUCAAAGCGUCUUCCAAAGACGUUCAAAAUCCUUAGAUUGGAACUUCUCGUCUAAAAGUAAUAUUCAAAAUAAUGUUUCCAUAAAGAAGAGUCAUGAUUUAGAGAGAAAGACACAUCCAAAUGAACCGAUAGUUAUUAUAAGGGAGAUGAAUAAUAAUACUCUUUCAUUAGAAUCUUUAGACAUUUAAAUGUUUUGUGGCAAUCGAAGAAUACAAUUGUAUGCAAGAUGUUUUUAUCUCUAGUCACGUUUUAAAGUAUUGAUUAGGUACGUCGUUAAAUUGUAACGGGAAGUACCUUCAUUGAUUAUAAACAAUGUGAAAUUAAAGAUGGUUGUUCUAUAGCGAUUUAGAUGUUACAUAAUUAAUAAAAACAUUCUUAUAACAUUUUCAAUAAGAAACAUAUCGUGUAUGAAAAAUAUUUCUAUAAAAUAAGAUUAUGUUGUGCUCUGUUUAAAUAUACUUGCAUUGGAGAAACGUGCCGGGAUACUGUGUUCACUGCAAGUUACCCUUGACAUUUCCCAUAAUCAAUACACUUUCAUUAAUUUGCUCUUGCAUUUGUAUCUACGUAUUCAGAUAUUAAUUAUGUAUCGCAGAACCGGAACAAUCAUUGUUAUAUUGUAUUACUAAGUUAUUUACAAUACAAAAGCAACAUCUAUAGACACGAUA